This is a messenger RNA of Pecten maximus, 498 nucleotides long. RefSeq names its product high affinity choline transporter 1-like. Bases 1 to 498 code for a protein of 165 amino acids. Gene Ontology annotation, biological process: choline transport; transmembrane transport; acetylcholine biosynthetic process. NCBI's taxonomy places the organism in Eukaryota, Metazoa, Mollusca, Bivalvia, Pectinida, Pectinidae. Gene Ontology annotation, cellular component: plasma membrane. Gene Ontology annotation, molecular function: choline:sodium symporter activity. The transcript has 2 exons. The record is from RefSeq and is a predicted model, not a curated record.
AUGUAUGCUGUGACCGAAGUUCUUCAGACAAAGGCUACUCAGAGAGAAAUUGUAUGGGUCCUUCGGGUGACGAUUCUCGCUGUGGGGUCUGCGGGAGCCGCUAUUGCUCUCACUGUUGGUACUGUUUACGGACUCUUUAUCCUGUGUGCUGACCUAAUGUACGUCAUGCAGUUGCCACAGCUCGUCUGUGUUCUGUGGUUAAAGUGUGCUAACACAUACGGUAGUCUAACUGGCUUCAUCGUCGGACUUUUCCUCCGUGUGGCCGGCGGAGUACCGUUCCUCAGUAUUGACCCUAUGAUCGAAUACGCCAUGUACCACGAAGAAUAUGGACAGGUCUUCCCCUUCAAACCCAUUGCAAUGCUUUGUUCCCUAGGCACCAUCGUGGGCGUUUCCUAUGUGGCAGAGUUGUUUACCUGCGGGACGCUAUCGAAGAAAUUUGACGUCUUUCUUUGCUAUAACGACGAAAAUAAGUUUGAGGACGUUCCUGUUGAAAAAUAA